Molecule: messenger RNA, 339 nt
Organism: Sodiomyces alkalinus F11
Lineage: Eukaryota; Fungi; Ascomycota; Sordariomycetes; Glomerellales; Plectosphaerellaceae
Exons: 3
Coding region: 1-339 (112 amino acids)
Source: RefSeq, a predicted model, not a curated record
AUGCAGCCGCCUAUCUGUCUCGGCCUCGGCCUCGGCCUCGUCCUCGGUCUCGUCCUCGGCUUCGACAUGUACGAGGACGAACGUUUUCGUAAAAAGCAGACAAAGCAAGGCCAAGUCGGGCGAAAAUAUGGGGGGGGUGAGGUGAGGUCGCAAAGUUACGUGACAGCCGACGCGGGGACACGGAAAGGGAAAAAAGGACGGUCGAACUGGUCGGCGGGCGCUAAUGGCAAGGACGGGAAAAAACUGCCGACUCCCUUGCGUUGUGAUUCUUGGCCCGAAAAGGACGAGCAUUGGGAUCAGGUUAUCGUCGGAAAAGUCUUUUACACGUGUACCAAGUAG